CUCUCCACGUCACUGAUGAUUUCUUUCCCUCCCACCGCAGGCUCACGUCCUCGACGCUCCCUAAUCCAGUUUCGCUGCCGCCGUGCUGGGGCAGCCGCGUACUUCCCAAUAAACCGCUCGGUUCCAUCGCCUCCGCCCCUCGGUUACCGCCGCGGUGCGGCCCCUUUAACAGCGGCGGGGGGAGGGCGGCGGUGCUGUGCUGCGCCUGCGCGGAGUGGGGGCGGCUCCGGACGCGGGUUCGAGUCCCGGCGCCGCCGGCCUGCUAGCCCCGCCACCAGUCCCAGCCCGGCCAUGGACGCGGCGCCGGAGGAGGGCCCCGCGGGAACCGAGGCUGAGCCGGACGGGCUGCCCUGCCCGGAGCCGUCCGCGUCCCGCCUGAGCGCGGUGGAGCUCGACCGCGAGCUGGACUCCCGCAGCGAGCUGAUCGAUGACAAAGAGUUCGACAUCCCUCAAGUCGAUACCCCGCCAACGCUGGAGAGCAUCCUGAACGAGACUGAUGAUGAAGAAGAGUCUUUCAUUUUGGAAGAUCCCUUUCUCUUGAACAUUGAUAACACAGAUACACACUCCUAUGACACGUCUUCUGUAGCAAGCUCUGACAGCGGGGACAGGACGCACCUGAAAAGGAAGAAAAAACUCCCAGAUUCUCUCUCUCUGCAUGGAUCAGUUAUAAGACUCUCCCUUCUGAAAGGGAUUUCUGCCCAAAUUGUAUCUGCAGCAGACAAAGUGGAUGCUGGUUUGCCUACUGCAAUUGCAGCAUCAAAUCUGAUAGCAGUGGGGACUUCUCAUGGGCUAGCCCUGAUUUUUGAUCAAAACCAGGCUCUGCGGCUGUGUCUGGGCAGCACUGCUGUUGGGGCUCAGUAUGGGGCUAUCUCUGCUCUCAGCAUCAACAACGACUGCUCCAGACUCCUGUGUGGCUUUGCAAAAGGACAGAUCACAAUGUGGGAUCUGGCCAGUGGGAAGCUGCUACGAUCAAUAACAGAUGCUCACCCCCCAGGAACAGCCAUUUUGCACAUUAAGUUUACAGAUGACCCGACACUUGCAAUUUGCAACGACAGUGGAGGCUCCGUGUUUGAACUCUCAUUUAAGAGGGUUAUGGGAGUGAGAACGUGUGAAUCUCGAUGUCUCUUCAGCGGCUCCAAGGGGGAGGUUUGUUGUAUUGAACCAUUGCAUGCAAAGGUUGAACUGAGAGACCAUCCUAUCACCCAGUAUUCACUGCUGGCCAUGGCCUCCCUGACAAAGAUACUGGUUAUUGGCCUGAAGCCAUCUUUGAAAGUGUGGAUGACUUUUCCCUACGGUCGUAUGGACCCUUCGAGUGUCCCCCUCCUGGCCUGGCACUUUGUGGCUGUACAGAACUCAGUGAACCCCAUGCUUGCGUUUUGUAGAGGCGAUGUCGUUCAUUUUCUUCUGGUAAAGAGGGAUGAUACUGGUGCAAUACAUGUCACUAAGCAGAAGCAGCUCCAUCUUCACUAUGACCUCAUCAACUUCACUUGGAUAAACUCACGAACAGCAGUGCUUCUGGACAGUGUGGAGAAGCUGCAUGUCAUCGAUCGUCAGACACAGGAGGAGUUGGAGACCAUAGAGAUUCCAGAAGUUCAGCUGGUCUACAACAGCAGCCACUUCAAGUCCCUGGCUACAGGAGGCAAUGUCAGCGAGGCGCUGGCAUUGGUUGGAGAGAAAGCUUGUUAUCAGUCCAUCAGCAGCUGUGGUGGCCAGAUCUUCUACCUGGGAACUAAGUCAGUUCACGUCAUGACAUUGAGGAGCUGGAGAGAGAGAAUUGAUCACCUUCUGAAACAAGAGCGUCUCACUGAUGCCCUGGCUCUUGCUUGGUCCUUUUAUGAAGGGAAAGCAAAGGCUGUAGUAGGCUUGUCUGGGGACACAAGCAAGCGGAAAGCAGUCAUUGCAGACAGAAUGGUUGAGAUCCUUCUCCAUUAUGCUGAUCGGACUUUGAAGAAAUGCCCUGACCAAGGAAAAAUCCAGGUUAUGGAGCAGCACUUUCAGGAUGUGGUGCCUGUCAUAGUUGAUUACUGCCUUUUGCUCCAGCGCACAGAUCUAUUAUUUAACCAGAUCUACGAUAAGAUGAGUGAGAAUUCUGUAGCCAAAGGAAUCUUUCUGGAGUGCUUGGAGCCAUAUAUCUUAAGUGAUAAGCUGAUGGGAAUCACAGCUCAAGUGAUGAAAGACUUGCUCCUUCACUUCCAAGACAAGAACAGGUUGGAAAAUAUGGAAGCCUGCAUUGUGCAUAUGGAUAUCACCAGCCUGGACAUACAACAGGUGGUCCUUCUGUGCUGGGAAAACCAUCUCUAUGAUGCCAUGAUCUAUGUCUACAACAGUGGAAUGAAUGACUUCAUCAGUCCCAUGGAGAAGCUGUUCAAAGUCAUUGCUCCUCCACUGAAUGCUGGGAAGUCUCUCACAGAUGAGCAGGUGGUAAUGGGCAACAAGCUGCUCGUGUAUAUAAGCUGCUGCUUGGCAGGCCGUGCGUAUCCAUUGGGUGAUAUUCCUGAAGAUCUGGUACCUCUGGUUAAAAAUCAGAUCUUUGAGUUUCUCAUCCGGUUGCACUCAGCAGAGGGAUCUGUGGAUGAGGAGGUCUACCCUCACAUUCGUACCUUGCUGCACUUUGACACUCGGGAAUUCCUUAAUGUUCUUGCUUUGACUUUUGAAGACUUUAAGAAUGACAAGCAAGCUGUGGAAUAUCAACAGCGCAUUGUGGACAUACUUCUGAAAGUCAUGGUAGAGAAUUCUGACUUCACCCCAUCGCAAGUUGGCUGUCUCUUUACUUUCCUUGCCCGUCAGCUGGCCAAGCCCAACAACACACUGUUUGUGAACAGAACACUUUUUGAUCAGGUCCUUGAAUUUCUUUGCAGUCCGGAUGAUGACUCCCGGCAUUCAGAGAGGCAGCAGGUGCUGUUAGAACUGCUGCAGGCAGGAGGGAUAGUGCAGUUUGAAGAGAGCCGUCUCAUCCAAAUGGCAGAAAAAGCUGAAUUCUAUCAGAUUUGUGAGUUCAUGUAUGAACGAGAGCUUCGCUACGACAAAAUCAUUGACUGCUACCUGCGUGAUCCAGUGAGAAAGGAAGAAGUUUUCAACUAUAUUCACAACAUCCUGUCCAUGCCUGGCUACAGUGCUGAAGAAAAGCAGGCAGUGUGGCAGAAAGCUUUGGAACAUGUAGAGGAGUUAUUGCUACUCAGCCCAUGUAAAGCAGCUGACUUGGUGGCCAUCCACUUCACUGAGCAGAUUGAGAGCAUCAUUGCAAACCUUCAGGACCAGUUCUUACUCUUCCAAUUUCUAAGGAGUCUGCUUGAUCCGAGAGAAGGCAUCAACCAAGAUCUCCUGCACCUACCACCCCACAUCACGGAGCAGUUCAUCGAGCUGCUGUGUCAGCACAGCCCUGACCACGUUCUGGAGACACUGAAAGUCCUGGAGUACUGCAGGCUGGAGGAAACCAUCCAGAUAACCCAGAAAUAUCAGCUCCAUGAAGCUUCCUCAUAUUUACUGGAGAAGAAGGGAGAUAUCCAUGGUGCCUUUCUGGUUAUGCUCGAGCGAUUGCAGAGCAAGUUGCUGAUGCUUACACAGGAUGAUGGAGGUUCAGCAGAAAUCCCCUUGCUCGAAAGCAUUGAAGAUACCCUAAUGAAAACUAUUGCCCUUUGCCAGAGGAAUUCACACAACCUAAACCAGCAACAGCGAGAGGCCCUCUGGUUUCCCCUGCUGGAGGCUAUGAUGUCCCCACAGAAAUUGUCUGGCUCUUCACAGUACCGAUAUGCUGAAUCCUUGAAGAGUUUGACGAUGCAAGUGCUGAACAACAUGGCUGCGUUUAUUGCUCUUCCUUCAAUCCUGCAGAGAAUUCUACAGGAUCCAGUUUAUGGAAAAGGGAAACUUGGAGAAAUUCAAGGUCUCGUCUUGGGAAUGCUGGACACAUUUAACUAUGAACAAACUCUUUUAGAGACGACCACAAACCUUCUAAACCACGAUCUCCACUGGUCCCUGUGUAACCUAAGAGCUUCUGUCACUAGAGGGCUUACCCCAAAGCAGGAUUACUGCUGCAUUUGUCUACAGCAGUACAAAAGGAGGCAAGAAAGCGCUGAUGAAAUCAUUGUUUUCAGCUGUGGCCACUUAUACCAUUCCCUGUGCCUGCUCAGUAAGGAGUGUGGGGCAGUAAGCAAAGAUGUGAUGCGGUGGAUGUGCUAUAAAUGCAACUCAAGCAGCAAGGGUGGAAAACUGAGCGAGAACUUCUCAGAGCUGAAGAAAGGAAGUGGAACCUCCUUGGCACAGACAGGGUCAGAGUCUGCAUUGGAUCCUCAGCAAAUCCAGGCCUUUGACCAACUCUGCCGACUCAACCGUGGGACCUCGCGGUUAGCUCUCCUGACUGAACUGUCCCGCGGUGGGGAGAAGCAUGGGCUGCUCAGUGUUUCCCACGGGGACUCUGCUGCCAGCAGCGUCUUCCACAAUGAGACCUUCCAGCUGCACCUGGCCCCUCCACCGCUGAUAGAUGAUUAACGCUGCUGCCUGCUCUCCUGCUGCUGGGAUGUUUUCCCAGGACGACACUGGGCUUUUUCUUCCGCCGCCAUUCCCAGAACCAUUCAUGCUACGUGGCCUUGCUGGGUGCUCACAGAUCUGCAGCAGUGGCUGAGCUCCUGGCUGAACGGCAGCUGAGGGGCAAUGGGACUGGGUGCUGUGAAGCCAAAGGUACUGAAGCACUGCAGCUGCUGCACUUAUCUGGAAGCAGCACCUGUAACUGCCAAAUAACUGCCAGUUCCACUCUACAGGAGAAGUAUGCCCAGAGUCUGCGUGCUUCAAGGGGCUGUGCUGGUUUUGCAGGUGGAUGCCAUGCCCCAGUCCCUCAUGGCAGUUGUGGAGUUUGAGGGCAAAGAAUGGGAAAACCUGGAAAAGGCUGCAGGUUGCAGAAAACUAUCUGUACGUGAGGAAGCUGAUCUAGGUACAGCGUGUUCCUACAAACCUCCAUUAAAAAGGCCCUUGGUUGAAACUAGGUGCGUGGAGCUGUGUGCAUGGGGAAUCAUUUGAAUCAGGGAUUCAAAUCACUGAGGUUAGGAAAGACCACUAAAAUCACCUGUCCAGCUGUCCAACCCACACCGCCACGUCCACUGAUUAUGUUCCUCAGUGUCACAUCUCCAUGGUUGCAGAACACCUCCAGGGAUGGUGACCCCACCACCUCCCUGGGCAGCUGCGCCAGUGCCCCACUGCUCUUUCUGAGAAGAAAUUGUCCCUAAUACUCAACCUGAGGUGCAACCCUCUUGUCCCAUCAUUCAUGUUAGCCACACCAUGUCCGUGUUACCUGGAAGAAGAGACUGAACCCCACUGCAGCUGUUUUGCAAUGUCUUCCCCAGUGACUGGGGCAGCUUUCUUCUACAGGUAAGUGGGGGCAGGGCUGUGAGGCUGCACGCCAGCCCCAGUACUUACAAACACAGGGGAGGCUGAGCUUGGCACAUCCCACAUGCUUACUGCCUUUCUCUGCCCAGCACAGCGCUCACUGGGCCGUGCCAUCUGAAGCUGUAAGCAAAUCUCUCCUGUGCUGGAAAUCUGUUUCACUGCAGCAUGGAAGACGCACAGUUAGGACAAUGAGAAGUUCAGCUGUUGAGUAUUUUAUUAAAGAAGAAAUAUACACGCCUCUCCCUGGCAGAGUGGAGCUACUGGCUCAGGGCAUCUCUUACAACACGACCGCGCAGUGUUUGUGCAAACAAAAGAAACCACGUUUCUGUGGAGUGUUUCUGAACUGGGGUGUGAUGGAGCACAGUGAGAACCCUGCCACCAUGCUGGCUGCUGGAACACCUCCACAACUGUAGCCCUGUCCCACACCAGGCUGCUCCUCUCGUGCUUCACUACAGAAGAAAGGCAGCUUAUUGUGCUUGACAUCUGAACAAAUCCUGGGUAGGAGACACUCACAGCUUGUGAAUAUUGCUAAUUACUUACAGUUAAUGUAUCCUGACGACAGUGAUAUGAAACUGCGAGACCACAGGAUCUUAUGGGAAGCCUUGGUCACCAAUGGCCAACUCCAUUUCCUCGCACACGCAACAGGUGCCCUCCUGCCUGCAGAGCGAGGUGUGCUCUGCUCAGUACCAAGGAUCCUGGAGCCACUGCCUGUGCUUGGUGCCUACAGAGGGCAAGGAGCUCCUGGCCUCAGAAACAGCCUUGCUGCUGCUGGGAUGUGGCUCCAGGAAGAGCCUCCCUUGGGCAGGAAGCUCAGACACCAGUGAGCAUCUGCAGCUCUCCACUCAGAUUACAAGUGAGAGAUUAAAUAUGAAUAAAUGUUGUAAGUUUA
Messenger RNA from Lagopus muta (rock ptarmigan), 6265 nucleotides. It is a transcript of the gene VPS8, whose product is annotated as VPS8 subunit of CORVET complex. NCBI's taxonomy places the organism in Eukaryota, Metazoa, Chordata, Aves, Galliformes, Phasianidae. Gene Ontology annotation, cellular component: late endosome; CORVET complex; early endosome. Gene Ontology annotation, molecular function: protein binding. The record is from RefSeq and is a predicted model, not a curated record. Gene Ontology annotation, biological process: protein targeting to vacuole; endosomal vesicle fusion.